Magnolia sinica is the source of this 1686-nucleotide messenger RNA. RefSeq lists its product as uncharacterized. Lineage: Eukaryota; Viridiplantae; Streptophyta; Magnoliopsida; Magnoliales; Magnoliaceae. The record is from RefSeq and is a predicted model, not a curated record. The coding region runs from base 565 to 990 and encodes 141 amino acids. The transcript has 7 exons.
UCUUAAAUCAGCUUGAACAUUAGUUUCUGAAUGAUGAUUACACAUCCUUUCUCAUUAGUCUGCAGACUGAGAUGUGAAAUAUGUGAAUUAUGUUGGUUAAUUAUUUCAAUGACUGUUCAGCUUGAUUUUGGCAGAUGGUCUCAUUGUUUAACAUCUCUUUAACUGGCAUUGGAUUCGGUUUACGUGGAAGACCUGACUAUUUGAAUUCAACUGUGAACUUCUCAUUGACUGCAAGAUCAUUCAAUGAUAAAUAUGAUUCUAGGGAGCCCCUUGUUGAGCUAAUGGAUGGAUUUCUAACGUGAUCUUUCAUACUGCAUAUUCAGGUAUUCCAUCAUUAAAAAACAAAGGUUUAUCUGAAUCUGUCAUUUGGUCCCAUUCAUGCAUUACACAGGCUCUUUAUGAAGUGUUGACCAAUUCUUUCUUCCUGUAUGUAAGCCCAUAUAUCCUCAGUAUGCAUUUAGUAAUGGUAGGAUUCCCAUCAAUACUAUUCAUUCUAGAUUGUUUAGAAGAUAACUUCAGUUGUCUACCUGCCUGAAAAAAAGUGAUAGCUUGGUAAAGGAUCAGAUGAAAGUUUGGCAGCAUAUCCUUAUUGGCAAUGAUUGCUACUCUACCACUUGUUCAGCUUUUUUUCUUCCAUGUUCUUCUCAUAAAAAAAGAUGUCCUGUUAUUGGCAUGGGAAUCUACAAACUAGUGGAGUGCGGAAUGCCAGCAACAUCAAUGGUGGAUCAGUUCUGUUCGGUUUCAACCGUUUCAGUAGGCCAGUGGGAAUUCCAGGUUGGCCCUUCUGUCAGAAUUUCUGCCAGUGCUGAGUUGUGGGUGGCCUGCUACAUCCUUGAGGUAUCUGCCAGUGAUGAAUUCCCGCAGAGACUGUUGGAGUUGUUCUUUCAUUUGAUCCAAAACCGAUCCAGCUCCUUGAAGAAGAAGUUAAAAGGAUUAAAGAAGAAGUUAAAGGAUAGAAUGACUGAUUUUCAGGAAAAAUUCCCAAGAUGAAUAUCGUGAGGUCGUUGAGAGACGGGUGUUUACAGGUUCUAUUAUUUCAGCAAACUAUCAGAAAACGGAUAGUUUUUUUUUUUCAUUAUUAUUUUUUUCUGUUCUUUCCUUUCCUGUUGAUGAUUUUAAAUGUUUGGUUCGAGCUGUUACGGGGACCAAACCAGAUGAAAAGGUAGGCUGAAGUGUUAAUUUUGAAAAUUGCAUCAAUGUUUCAUUUAUGCUUAUUCAGAGGAGAGUUGCAUCAAGUAAGAGAGAAUCACGAUCUCCAACUAGCACAGGUGCAGACCUUAAAGGUGGUCACUGAUAGCAGGAAGGCUUCCACGGAGGAUGGAACACGCAUAUUAAGAGGAGGUUGUUUGGCCGUCGAGUUGAUCUCUCCACCCACCGACUGAUCCAUGAGCCAAGAGUAGUCGCACCGGUGCCCGUACCUUGGAGUUGUGCAUCAGCCCACCUUCUUACGAGCAGCCAACUGAGCCAUUGAAGAGAGGGAGGAGCCUUUGCUUUGCAUGUAGCUUGGGUUUGCAAAAGGGCAAGGAUUGUAGCUAUAGUGGAUUCCUAGGACUCAAGAUGGGAAUUGUUGGAUUAUAGAAGCCUGGCAAUGAAAUGAGGUUGGAUUGAAAUUGGAAAUUUAAAUGUGUACUAGAUUACAUAUCUCACUGUGUAAUUAUCUAGCAUAUAAUACAAGUAGAUUACAUA